GGAGAACAUAAAGCCGACCAUCUGUCUGCAGGUCCAUCUCAACCACAACUGUCAGCAUCAAAUCCCGUGAGGCUGGAACAAUGAUAACUGUCUUCAUUAUUUUUGCUGCUUUUGUUGCAGCUGCUCUGGCAAAAGAAUCUAUUGAGUGCAAAUUUUAUGACUCCACUGGAACUCAGCAUUGUCAUGGAGCAGAAGGACAGCAACUUCAUUUUCACCUUUCAAAGACAAAAAUAAUUGAUUUUAGAUUGACAAAAAAUGGCGAGUACAUAUUAUUAAUAAUAUACAGUAAUGGGAAAGUGAACCUCAAGGGGCAAUAUGUCAGUCAGUUUGAGGAAAUCCGACCUGGAACAUUCAGUCUGGGAAACGCCAUGAAGGAACAUUCUGGAGUUUACCGCCUGGAGGAAUACGAUGCUGCAGGACAAGAGAUGAGAAAUGUUCAGGUGCACGUAAAAAUACAAAAGCCAGUGUCGAAGCCAGCAGUGUCUCAAAAAUGUUUUUCACCCGAUCAGAGGACAGUCACAUGUUCUUCUUAUGGAGAUGAAGUGGAGUUCCUUCUGACUUUAGAUGGUCACUCACUUAUACAAAGCAGAGGGAUCAUCGACAACUGCACUGAUGAAAAAUUUAAUGUCACAAAGGUUUGCAUCAGUAUAUAUGGCCAGCUGACAGGAGGCCUCAGGUGUCAAGUUUGGAACAAGGUCAGCAGAGAGAAUUCAGGAAUUCACUUAACAGCAUGCAAAGGUUCUGGGAGCUUUAUUGUACCAGUGUUAGCUGCUGCCACAGCUGUUCUUUUGGUGGUUUUGGGUUUCAUUGUAAUUAAGUUUAGUAAAAAACGACAACCAAUGUCACAAAAUGGAGGUCAUGCAGAAGAGGAAAUUAUCUAUGCAGAUGUUAAAGUGAAAAACGAUACAAGAACUGAAUCAAACAUCCGAGGCAAAGCAAAAUGACAGACACAGUACCAACGUCCUGCUAGUCGAAGCUGCAUAAACUCUUGCUAUAAGCUUAGAACAUGUAUUUUGUUUUGGAGUUCUUACACAGUGAACAAUUUGAUAUUAUUAACUUACACAUUUUUUGUUUUUUAAAAAUUAUAUAUUUUCUGUGUAAACAUAUUUUUGCUUGAUUAUUUCAAAUCCAGAUUUGCAACAUGGAGCACUGUAAAACAAAUGUUAUUUGACUUGUAUAUAUUUCUUUAUUUGAAAUAAGAUUCUGAAAAAUUUCUUCUUUUUUGAAUUGACACUUUGUGAUUUAUGCACAUAAAAGACAAAAUCAAGUCAUUACUGGAAAUUAUAGAUAGAUUUUCCUGGCUCAAUUCUACUACAUACAUUCUUACUGAAAGUCGUUAUUGUAGUGAGGGUGCUGCAGCUCCCCCUUGUGGAUGUCAAAUGACGGACAUGUUGAAAAUAUACAAAGAAUAAUUACAAAAUAAAACUUAAAUAACUAGUUUCCCAGAAAUUUGAUCACUCUCUGUAAAUAAUUUUGCUUGUUCUUAUUUUGCAUGCAUUUUUCAGCUUGCAAGCAAAAAAUAAAUAAAAAUAUUAUCAGUA
Messenger RNA from Xiphophorus couchianus (Monterrey platyfish), 1541 nucleotides. RefSeq lists its product as uncharacterized. NCBI's taxonomy places the organism in Eukaryota, Metazoa, Chordata, Actinopteri, Cyprinodontiformes, Poeciliidae. The transcript is spliced from 6 exons. Bases 81 to 944 code for a protein of 287 amino acids. The record is from RefSeq and is a predicted model, not a curated record.